CCCACCACUCCACCUGCAAGCUUCAUCAUGGCCACCCAGAAUGUAAACACCAGUUUUGCACCCAACUUGAACCCAUUCCAAGACCAUGUCUCCUCCCUUCCCCUCAACUUCAGUUAUGUUGAUUAUGACCUCCCUCUGGAUGAGGAUGAGGACAUGACCAAGACUCGGACCUUCUUCGCAGCCAAGAUAGUCAUCGGUAUCGCACUGGCUGGCAUCAUGCUGGUUUGCGGCAUUGGCAACUUUGUCUUCAUUGCUGCCCUCGCCCGCUAUAAGAAGCUACGGAACCUCACCAACCUGCUCAUUGCUAACCUGGCUAUCUCUGACUUCCUGGUGGCCAUCGUCUGCUGCCCCUUCGAGAUGGACUACUAUGUGGUGCGGCAGCUCUCCUGGAAGCACGGCCAUGUGCUCUGUGCCUCAGUCAACUACCUGCGUACAGUAUCACUCUACGUCUCCACGAAUGCUCUGCUGGCCAUCGCUAUUGACAGAUAUCUCGCUAUCGUUCACCCCUUGAAACCACGGAUGGAUUACCAAACGGCCUCCUUCCUCAUCGCUUUGGUCUGGAUGGUGUCCAUUCUCAUCGCCAUCCCAUCUGCCUACUUCGCAACCGAAAAGGUCCUCAAUAUGGUCAAAAACCAGAAAAAGACCUUCUGCGGCCAGAUCUGGCCAGUGGACCAGCAGCUCUACUACAAGUCCUACUUCCUCUUCAUCUUCGGGGUCGAGUUUGUGGGCCCCGUGGUCAUCAUGACCCUGUGCUACGCCCGGAUCUCGCAGGAACUCUGGUUCAAGGCCGUCCCAGGUUUCCAGACGGAGCAGAUCCGGAAGCGGCUGCGCGGUCGCCGGAAGACGGUCCUGGUGCUCGUGUGUAUCCUCACCGCCUACGUGCUGUGCUGGGCGCCCUUCUACGGCCUCGCCAUCGUGCGUGACUUCUUCCCCGCCGUGUUCGUUAAGGAGAAGCACUACCUCACGGCCUUCUACGUCGUGGAGUGCAUCGCCAUGAGCAACAGCAUGAUCAACACCGUGUGCUUCGUGACGGUCAAGAACAACACCAUGAAGUACGUCAAGAGGAUGAUGCGGCUCCGCUGGCGCCCCUCCCACCGCGGGAGCAAGUCCAGCGCAGAGCUCGACCUCAAAACCAGCGGCGUGCCGGCCACGGAGGAGGUGGACUGUAUCAGGCUGAAGUGACCCCCUGGUUUCUCACAAUUGAA
Molecule: messenger RNA, 1205 nt
Organism: Myotis lucifugus (little brown bat)
Lineage: Eukaryota; Metazoa; Chordata; Mammalia; Chiroptera; Vespertilionidae
Gene: PROKR2
Product: prokineticin receptor 2
Exons: 2
Coding region: 28-1182 (384 amino acids)
Biological process (GO): neuropeptide signaling pathway
Cellular component (GO): membrane
Molecular function (GO): neuropeptide Y receptor activity
Source: RefSeq, a predicted model, not a curated record